UAGUGGUUAAAACUGCUUUGGUUAGGGUUUCCCACCGACCGCCACAACCCUCUCCGCUUUCAGAUCCUCUCUCUCUCCCUCGGCGUUUCGUCUUCCAAUCCAAGAGGCUUCAUGGCGGUCCCAGGCCCAUACUCGGGCGUCAGCACCCUCGCCUUCGUCGCUCGCGCAUCGGCUUUCACCUUUGGAGUUGUUUAUGGCAGCUUCAAGCUCUCCUAUCUCAAGGCAAAGGCAAAGUCUCAUGCAAAGGCAGAGGCCAAAGGCCACCACUGAGUGCAACUAUGUAGCUCUGUGUAGAUCGGCCAAAGGACCAUUCUUUCCGGCCGUGACCUUGUUUGCUUAAUUCAGUUUACUCUGGUUACUGGUUCAUAAAUUUCUCUGAAUUUUGGAUGUGGCAAUGUCACAGAAAACGCACUCUUAACAAUUUUUUUUUCUCUUCAAUAAUACAGCUCUGAUUGUUAAAAGGAAACUACAUUACUUGUUUGCUUUUAUCUGAUUUGGUUUCUAUGUUACUUCCUUGUA
Molecule: messenger RNA, 519 nt
Organism: Zingiber officinale
Lineage: Eukaryota; Viridiplantae; Streptophyta; Magnoliopsida; Zingiberales; Zingiberaceae
Exons: 3
Coding region: 112-270 (52 amino acids)
Biological process (GO): proton motive force-driven ATP synthesis
Molecular function (GO): proton transmembrane transporter activity
Source: RefSeq, a predicted model, not a curated record